AUGUCUGCAUAUUUGCAAUAUGUACCGGAUGACAGACAGAAAGUCUGUGAUACCUGUGGAUGCAGUUUCAAGCCCAAAGGCUUCAAUCGUCACCAAAGAGCCUGCGAGCAACGAGCAAGAGAGUCAGAAGAAGAUGGAGAGCUAUGGGCUUCAAUCCCGCCUGUACAAGAUCGCUCUGAGCCCGAGAAUGUCCCUGAACAUACCAGUGUGGAUGAUAUCCGCACUGAGUUUCAUCCGCACAUGAGGAUCACAAUGCGCAUUGAAGCAUUCUCUGACUUCACACGACAACAUCACUACGAGCCACCCUGCCCAGAUCGCCACCCUUGGCUCCCAUUCAGAUGCCAACUUGACUUUGAGGUUGCGGAGUUGGCGCACGAGACUGCACUCACUCAUGAGCAAACGACGCGCCUCAUCCAGUUGGUUCAGUGUGGUAGGACCGAAGACUUCACUCUUAAAAAUUACGCCGAUGUUCGGAAUACAUGGGAAGCAGUGUCCCAUCGCUUGACGCCGUUCAUACCACUUGAUGGAAAUGAUGUGAAAUAUACAGUUUAUUUUCGCUCCCUUUGGGAUUGGGGAGUAGAUCUUUUGCGACACCCUGACAUUGGCCCUCAUUGCAUUUUCGAUGCCCAGCGGCUAUCGAAAUUUGAUGGAGACUCGUUUAUUAGGUUCAUCAAUGAGCCAUGGACUGCAGAUGCAUUUUGGGAAUGCCAGUCCCAGAUCCCUCCAGAAGCAAAACCGUUGGUGUUCAUCCUGUAUGCCGACAAGUCGAAGCUAUCAUCAUUUGGGUGCGAGAAGGGAUAUCCUGUCAUCGCUCGGCUAGCGAACCUUCCUGUUGCCAUCAGAAAUGGAAAUGGGGUGGGUGGGGGACGAGUGGUUGGAUGGCUCCCACUGGUCAAAGACGACCCGAAAUACAAAGGUACCCAACAAUUCGCUAACUUCAAAGUUGCUGUAUGGCAUGCUGCCUUCAAGAAAGUGCUUGCAUCAAUCAUACCGCCUUCGAAACAUGGCCACUGGGCGAAUUGCUGGGACGAUGUUGUGAGGCUCUUCUAUACACUGGUGUUGAUACUAUCCGCGGACUACGAGGAGCAGAGUGUAAUGUCCCUCACUCGAGGCGUGAUGAGCAACUUUCCAUGCCCAAUCUGUCUGAUCCCUGAGGACAAAUUGUCUUCUGUCAUGCCCCAUAACUAUACUCUUUGCACAUGCCAGGCAAUGAAUGACCUUUUGAUCAAGGCAAGGGCAGAGCGCCGCAAAGGACAGCGGGAGGCAAUACUCAAGGGACAGUCAAUUCGCAAUGUUGAUAACACAUUUCACGAGAUGAAUCGCAAGACUACUGAUGUGCACCGCGCACUAUGCUAUGACCGCCUUCACAUUGUCCUCCGAGGUCUCUUUGGGGACCACAUGUGGCCAGAGCUACAAGUACUAAUUGGUCUUUUGGGACGUGACUUCGCCGUAAAAGUUGACCAGAAUUUUGAUGCACUGCCACAUUGGCGCAAUAUGAAUCAUUUCGAUGCUGUCAUGGCUAUAACAUUUACUGAUGGCAGUAAAUAUGAAGACAUUUUCAAGGUAAAUGAUCUUUUUAUCGAACUAAUAGUAUUUGCGGCUCAUGAUAUUCUUCCGAACACUGACGAAUCUUUAUGGCCAGACAAAAACUGGUCAUUCCUGAAGAUCCAUCCAGCUGCCCACUUAUUCGAUGACAUUGAGGCUAAGGGAGCAACUCGCAACUACAACACAAAGCCAAAUGAGAAGUGUCACGGUCCUCUAAAGGAGUCAUAUCAACAACGAACCAAUUCCAAAAAUGUAGCACCACAAAUUUUACGUGCAGACCAUUGGUCUCUCGUUUCUGAGUUCAUCCGUGGUCGAGUAGAUGAACUAGCUGCAUACGAUGCUCAGAUGGAUGAAGACGAGGUUGACAAGACUGGCCCGGAUACUAACAUUGCAUCCAAUUUCCAUAUCAGAUUUGGAUCGAGGCAACCGAAAAAGCGGUUUCGCACCAAGCUCAAUGCAUUUUUAAAUGCUUUGCCCACUGUCUUGCAGCAGGUGAACAUGUUACCUUCUGACGAAAUAAUAGAGUUUCGAUUUCUCAAGGUUAACUAUGAGUCACUAGUUGACUUCUGCCAGACCACAGACUAUCUCUGUUGCAGCCCGAGAUUCCACAAUCUUCCCCGAUAUGACUGCAUCAUCGUUAACAUCGCGACUGGUGUGUUUUUUGCACGGCUCCUAUUCCUCUUUACAUGUAAUGUCAAUGACACAUCCUAUCCCAUUGCCCUUGUACGUUCAUACGACGCGCCAAUUGGGAGGUGUCUCCAGAAGGACAAACACCUGAAAUUUUGGCGUGUUAGAUCGCAACCGAGAGAAACUGCUAGUGAGUUCAUACUAGCAGAAUCAAUCAUCCGAGGAGUCGCUCUUGCUCCCGAUCCCACUAUACCUGGUGAUUUUCUCGUUAUGGACACUGUAGACAGUGAUAUAUUUCUGCGCAUGAAGCAAAUGCACCUCGCAGCCGGGCACUUAGACUAGUAACCAUCAUUGCGGCUUCAUGCCAACUAACAUUCCUUUGUUAUGUUGUUCAUCAU
Suillus discolor is the source of this 2570-nucleotide messenger RNA. RefSeq lists its product as uncharacterized. Bases 1 to 2514 code for a protein of 837 amino acids. The record is from RefSeq and is a predicted model, not a curated record. The transcript is spliced from 14 exons. Lineage: Eukaryota; Fungi; Basidiomycota; Agaricomycetes; Boletales; Suillaceae.